Molecule: messenger RNA, 2516 nt
Organism: Marchantia polymorpha subsp. ruderalis
Lineage: Eukaryota; Viridiplantae; Streptophyta; Marchantiopsida; Marchantiales; Marchantiaceae
Source: the annotation of a GenBank genome assembly
AUGAAAACUCUAAUUAAGACAUCAGGCCGGCCAGCCCGCAUGCGGACGACGUGGUAACGCAGCCGGUCGCGGUCUUGCUGCGAGUUCAGGAGAAGAGACCGACACCCAUUCCCCGACGAAGGGAAGGCCGAAGAAGAUCUGGGAGUCUGAGGUUUCAGCCGUUGCUUUCUUUGCACCGGAGAGCAAGCGAGAGCAGCUCGGUCCGGCCAGUCGAUCGGUUGAAGAUCGAUCGAAAGAAAGGUGCAGAGAUAAUGGCAGGCAUGCCUGUAUUAGUAAUGCAAGUGCUGGUUGUCGCGCUUUUGUGCAUCGUAGCUUCUGCUGUUGCGACCUUGCAUCCAUUAAGCGAGGCUGAGAAAGUUGCAGCGAAGCAGCUCUUUGUUGUCCGUGACGAUGGAUCGUUUGGCAGCCUGGAGGAGACAUACCAAGCAGUGAAGUCAUUGAAGGCUCUCAAGAGCGGUGACCUAGAUGGAUCGACAAUUUGCGAAGUCGUCUCGAAGACACUCACCUCAUCCUCAAGUGCCAAGGAUGCGUUUUAUGGAAUUAGGAUUGCUGAGCUUUUGCACUGUCAAGAGGCAGCCAAAGCUGCCGAGACUGUCGUCCACACACUUUUAGAUGGCUUGAAGGAAUCCAAGUCUUUAGUGGACUUACAUUAUACCGUUGGUGCACUAUCGACAAUAAAGAAACACCACUGGAGUCUGGAGAGUCACUCAUUCGCGCAAGCUGUCACGGGCAUCAUUUCACAAGUCAAGGCACUUGGAGAAAAUCAUGGAACCUGGCGUUAUGCAGAAGAUGAAACAGAUUCAAGCGCUAAAGCUGCUGGAUAUGCAUUUGAGAUCACCGCUGCCGUCAUUGAUAUUGCCGGUUACGAAGGUCAUGAAGCAGAGGUAAAGUCCAUAAAAUCUGCUGCUCUGAAGCUCUUGGAGAAUUCUGAGCGGGAUGACGAUGGAGCACAAUAUUUUGAUGAGAAUAAAGCUGAUAAGUUCAGCGGAAGUGGUGGGGCACUGGUGGUCUCCGCCACCGUCUUGCGAGGUGUCACGGCAUUGGCUGGAGUUCUACCUGAUGGAAUCAAGGUCAGGGAGGAGAAAGUGUUUGGCUUCGCGCACUUCUUUUUGAGCAUCGGAACCCCUGACAGCGCCUUGGAAGUGUACUAUCAGCUGGAUGCUUUGAGUGCUUUAGAAGACAAUCGGGUUCUUGUCCCUUUGGCUGUUUCGUUGACAAAGUCCGUCUUAUCUCACUCAUCACAUGAUAAGUUAGAGGUGGCCGUCUCAACAGUCCUCGGUACUCCUUUCCCCCAUGCACUGCUUACUAUCAUUAGUGCACAUAAAGUCGGGAAGGAAGCUUCACCUGUUUUGACGGAGCAGGAACUUCAAUCAGUUGAAGGAGAUCACAUAUACACAUUUCCCCUUCUAACAGACCUUGAUGUUGGCAAAUACGAUAUAAAGAUUGAGGUGAAGCCAGCCACAGCAGAGCUUUCAUACAAGUAUUCUGCUGGAGGUCUUACUAGUGCUCGGAUUACUGUAACCGGACAAGUCUCUGUUUCAAAUGUGGCCAUUGCUGUGCUUGACAGUGACACUGGAUCCCCGGAAUUUACCUCCUCGUUGGUUCAUGCAAACAAGGAAAAAGCUACCCUUUCUGCAAACCAUCUGCAAAAGCUGCGACUGACUUUUGAGCUCACCUCCCCAUCGGGUGGACUAUUUCUUCCACAACAGGUCUUCUUCAAAGUGCAGCAUGAAAGUGGAGUGGAACACCUGUUUGUUGUAAAGUCAUCUGCGAAGAAAUUCGAGAUCAAUUUGGAUUUCCUUGGUCUUGUAGAGAAAUUUUACUACUUGUCGGGUGCUUACUCCAUGGAGCUUAUUGUCGGCGAUGCAACCAUGGAAAACUCGUUCUUGUGGGCCCUUGGAACCUUGGAUUUAGAUUUGCCAGAGGCACCUGAGGGUGUUUCGAAGGUACCAGCUGUCCCAGUGGAUGCAACCAAAAAGUUUGGCCCAAAGGCAGAAAUUGUCCAUAUUUUCAGGCAACCAGAGAAGCGUCCUCCAGCACAGUUAUCAAAUGCGUUCUUUAUUCUCACAUUGCUGCCUCUUGUUGGCUUUGUUGUGGGGCUUCGAUAUGUGGGUGCCAACAUCAAGAACCUACCCACGUCUGGCCUACCUCUGCUAUCUACUUUGGGCUUCCAUGGAGGCAUUGCAGCUAUCCUCACUCUAUACUUUUUCUUCUGGCUCAAGCUGAAUCUCUUCAUCACCUUGAAGGUUCUUGGUUUCCUCGGAGUAUUUACCUGUGUAACAGGUUACUUGACACUAUCGCAUGUUGCUGAAGAAUCUUCCAAGGUGAAGAUGGCUUAGAUAUACAUGAACACUGUGACUUAAAAUCCUUAAUUUUAGGACAAUGAGAUCUUGAUGUCAUCCCCAUGGUUUUAUGAGGGUUUGAUCAAGUGUAAGAAUUUUGCAGUCUGAAAGAAAUCCGUUUGCGGCUUAUUUAUUGAUUUGGAUUUUUUCUCGGUUAUGUAUGGUGAGUUGGAA